Culex pipiens pallens (northern house mosquito) is the source of this 2242-nucleotide messenger RNA. RefSeq names its product hexamerin-1.1-like. Bases 33 to 2168 code for a protein of 711 amino acids. The record is from RefSeq and is a predicted model, not a curated record. Lineage: Eukaryota; Metazoa; Arthropoda; Insecta; Diptera; Culicidae. The transcript has a single exon.
AGUUCCGGAGAAGGAGGAGGACAAGGACGACGAUGCGCUCGAUUCUGGCAGUGACCGUAGUCUGCCUGUUUGCUUACGCAAGCGGCAGCUACAUGACCAAGGAUGUCAAGUACGCCGACAAGCUUUUCCUGACGAAGCAGAAGGCCAUCCUGGAGAUCUUCCAGCAUGUGCAUCAGCCGGAGCUGCACACCUCGUUCUGGGAGGAGUCCAAGCAGUUUGACGUGGAGCAGUAUCUGGACCAUUACACCAACAAGGAAGCCGUCCAGGACUUUUUGCGGUACUUCAAGCACGGUAUGCUGCCCAUGGAGGAGAUCUUCUGUGUGCACAACGAGCUGCAUCGCGAGGAAGUCAUCGCGCUGUUCCAUCUGUUCUACUACGCCAAGGACUGGGAUACCUUCUACAAGACCAUGGUUUGGGCCCGUUUCCACAUGAACGAGGGUAUGUUCGUGUACGCGUUGACCGUCGCUGUCUUGCACCGCCCGGACAUGCAAGGCAUCGUCCUGCCAGCUCCGUAUGAGAUCUAUCCGUAUUACUUCUUCAACGAUGUCGUCAUCAGCAAGGCUCAGCGUUACAAGAUGCAGGGCUUCUACAAGAUGAAGAAGGUCAACGAAGUGUACACCGCGUACAUCCCCAGCAACUACACCGGAUACUACGUGCACACCAGCCCCGAACAGCGUCUCGGCUACUUCACCGAGGACAUCGGUCUCAACUCGUACUACUACUACUUCCACGCUGACUACCCGUUCUGGAUGGGAGGCAAGGAGUUCGGUCUGUUCAAGGAUCGUCGCGGUGAGUUCUUCCUGUACCAGCACCAGCAACUGCUUGCCCGUUACUACCUGGAACGUCUGUCCAACGAUCUCGGAGUGAUCCCACCGUUCUCGUGGCACAAGGCCAUCACCACCGGAUACUAUCCGUACCUGCGCUACUACAACGGAGUUCCGUUCCCGGUGCGUGACAACUACUACAGUGCCUCGGUCGACAAGAGCUACACCGUUGAGAUGAUUGAAGACUACGAGCACCGCAUCAUGGAGGCCAUCGACUACGGAUUCAUUGUUCUGCCCGAUGGAAGCUACGUCAACAUCACCACCCCCGAAGGCGUUGAGUACCUCGGUAACCUUAUCCAAGCCAACGGAGACAGCGUUAACGGACGCUUCUACGGAUACCUGGAGGUCCUGGCCAAGUUCUUCCUCGGCGGAUCCUUCAAGAUGUACAACGAGUACCGUUCCAUCCCGUCCGUCCUGGAACGCUUCGAGACUGCCAUGCGUGACCCGAUGUUCUACCAGCUGUACAAGCGCAUCAUCCAGACCUUCUACUACCGCUUCAUGGACACCCUGCACCCGUACACCAAGACCGAACUGACUUUCCCGGGCGUCAAGAUCGAAACGGUCGAGAUGGACAAACUGGUCACCUACUUUGACAAGUUCGACGCCGACAUUACCAACGCCGUCGAUGUUGAAGUCUUCGACGAAACUACCAUGAAGUCUUCGGAUUUCAAGAAAUUCGGCAAGAUCGCCCACUACCAGGGACAGGACUUUGUUCUGUACGCCCGCAUGCCCCGCCUGAACCAUCUGCCCUUCACCUUCAACCUGAACGUGGUGUCCGACAAGGCCCAGAAGGCCGUCGUCAUGCUGUUUGUUGGCCCCAAGUACGAUCAGUACGGUAACCUGUACGGAAUCAACGCCAACCGUGAAAACUUCUUCGAGCUGGACCAUUUCCUCGUUGAUCUGAUCCCGGGCAAGAACGUCAUCACCCGCAACUCCCAGGACUUUAGCUGGUUCGUCAAGGAUCGCACCACCUACUUCGAGCUGUACAAGCAGGUCAUGCUGGCGUACAACGGCGAGACCAAGUUCCCGCUGGACAUGUCCGAGGCCCACUGCGGCUUCCCGUCCCGGCUGAUGCUCCCCAAGGGCAAGAAGGGCGGUAUGCCGUUCCAGUUCUUCUUCAUGGUCGCCCCGUACCACGCCCCGAAGGUCGAGCGCUUCACCGGCUACGAGGAGGUCGUCUCGUGCGGCGUCGGCUCGGGAGCCCGCUACGUCGACACGCUGCCGUUCGGAUACCCGCUCGAGCGCAAGAUCGACGAAGCCGAGUGGUUCGUGCCAAACAUGUACUACUACGACACCAUGAUCUACCACAAGAGCGAAACCGAGGUCAACUCCGUCGUUGUCUAAGGCGAGUAUUAGGUUUUGGCACCCAGCAUCUUUUAUUUUGGAAUGAAAAGCACUAAUAAAAUUAUCUGAACGAA